Molecule: messenger RNA, 1526 nt
Organism: Papaver somniferum (opium poppy)
Lineage: Eukaryota; Viridiplantae; Streptophyta; Magnoliopsida; Ranunculales; Papaveraceae
Exons: 1
Coding region: 27-1217 (396 amino acids)
Source: RefSeq, a predicted model, not a curated record
AAGAGAGAGAUAGAGAGAAACACAUAAUGGCUCCAAGGUCGAAGACUUCUUUACCGGAACAAAACGGAACUCUACAACAUAUUACUCAUCCUCAUGUCCUUAUUAAGCAAACUUUUGAAGAUAUACAAAACGAGGGUUAUGAGAAUGAUGAGUUUGUAUGUGAUGGCUGCCGCAUUGAAGGUUCUGGUGCUAGAUACCAUUGCAAGCAAUGCAGUUUUGAUCUCCACGAGGAUUGUGCUACAUGUCCUGGAUUUCUCACGUCCUCCAUUCACCCUAACCACCCGUUGGAACUGAUAUGGGAGGGCGCCGAGAAUGAUCACGGCCAGUUGCGUCCUUGCGAUGUCUGUGGUAAUCAAGUCCAAGGUCUGUUCUACAAAUGUUCAUCCGGUGCUCCUGAAAAAAGAUAUGAUGACGGGAACCAUUAUUUUUUUAUCCACCCUACAUGCUCCAAAUUUCAACCGCAAUUGCACCAUCCGACCGAUGAAAACCACCCACUCAGGCUUCAACCAGUUCCGGUUAUUCCUGAUGGCAAUAUGAAUUCCCAGUGUGUAACGCUUCCAUAUAACAAUUAUCAGCAGGUUAUUCCUGAUGGCAAUAUCAAUCCCCAGUGUGCAGCUCUUCCAUAUAACAAUUAUCAUGGCAAUAUCAAUCCCCAGAGUGUAACUCUUCCAUAUAACGAUUAUCAGCAGGUUAGACCUAGUCCUUUGUCCCAGCAACAAGAAGCUCGUUCAUCUCAACGACAAGUAGACGAUGCUGGGAGAGAUGCAGAUGCUUUAGCUCCUGCUAAGUUUGCAGCUAAAAUGGCGGCUAAAGCAGGCAAAUUUAUUCUGUCCCAGCGACAAGAAUCUAGUUCGUCCCGACGACAAGUAGCCGGUACUGAGAAAGAUUCAGAUGCUUUAGCGGCUGCAAAGUACGCAGCUAAAAUGGCGUUUAAAGCAGGCAAAUAUGUUCUAUCCCAACGACAAGCUGCCGAUGGUAAGACAGAUUCAGAUUCUUCUGCGUCUGCUAAGUACGCAGCUGAAAUGGCCGCUAAAGCAGGAAAGUAUGUUAUGUCCCAACAACAAGAAGCUCGUCCACUUCAACGACAAGAAGCUCGUCCGUCCCAACGACAACAAAUAGACGACGCCGAGGCAGAUGGAGAUGCUUUAGCGGCUGCUAUGUACGAAGCUAAAAUGAGGGCUAAAACAAACAAAUUUAUUAUAAAAAAUCUCAUUUAAGUAGGGCACCCGAGUUUUAGCAUCUAGUAAAACUUCCUUCAUAUAAUAACAUUCUGUGUUUGGAUUGUAUGUAUAUCGUUUGUGUGGUGGUCUUUCGCCAAUCCAUUUCUCCGUUUUGAUAUGGGCUUGAUCAUGUUCAUGUCUGCCUCACUUUAGACAUUUGGUUUCCUAGCUAGUUGGAGGUUGAGGUUUAUGUUCGCCUCCAUUUUUCUGUUUCUUUUGAUUUCUCAAGUUUUUCUUUUCUUCUCAAACAUAAUAUAAUCAAAUCAAAUAAAAGUGUGAAAAAGUUAAGGGAAUCAUAUUUAUUUA